This is a messenger RNA of Penicilliopsis zonata CBS 506.65, 1302 nucleotides long. RefSeq lists its product as hypothetical. The coding region runs from base 1 to 1302 and encodes 433 amino acids. The record is from RefSeq and is a predicted model, not a curated record. Gene Ontology annotation, cellular component: cytoplasm; nucleus. Lineage: Eukaryota; Fungi; Ascomycota; Eurotiomycetes; Eurotiales; Aspergillaceae. The transcript has 8 exons. Gene Ontology annotation, molecular function: mRNA binding.
AUGAGUGGUGCAACAGGCGCAGCGGGAGGACAUUCGGGUUCUGGUUACAGUGGACGCGGUGGUUACGCGCCCGCGAGACCAUUCGAGGAUCGCGUCGUCGCCAAAGAACAAAUGAUGCAAUCCGUGCGCGAAUCAUCCCAGCAGGACCGUCGCGUCUAUGUUGGGAACCUUUCCUACGAUGUCAAAUGGCAUCACCUCAAGGAUUUCAUGAGACAGGCUGGAGAGGUCAUUUUCGCCGAUGUGUUAUUACUUCCAAACGGAAUGUCGAAGGUGGGCGCCAAUGCGAUUGUGGAAUACGCGACCAGGGAGCAAGCACAAAACGCAGUCACCACGCUUAGCAACCAAACUCUGAUGGGUCGAUUGGUCUACGUCCGCGAGGACCGUGAACCGGAACCACGCUUCACUGGUGGUGCCCCGCGGGGAGACUUUGGCGGUGGCCGUGGUGGUGGUUUCGCAGGCGGCCACGGCGGUGCUGGAGGCGGUCGACAGCUCUAUAUUUCCAACCUGCCGUUCAAUGUUGGAUGGCAAGACCUGAAGGAUCUUUUCCGCCAAGCCGCUCAACAAGGCGCCGUCAUCCGCGCGGACGUCCACACGGAUCCCACCGGCCGCCCUAAGGGCUCCGGUAUCGUUGCCUUUGAGUCUCCCGACGAUGCCCGCAACGCAAUCCAGCAGUUCAACGGCUACGACUGGCACGGCCGGGCGCUUGAGGUGCGGGAAGAUCGCUAUGCCGGCUCCGGACCGGGCUUCGGCGGCCGCGGCGGCUUCGGCGGCGGUGGCUUUGGAGGCCGUGGUGGUGGCUUUGCCGGCGGUCGUGGUGGGUUUGGCGGAGGUCGUGGUGGUGGCUUCGGCGGUGGCUUUGCCGGCGGUCGUGGCGGCUAUGGCGGCGCCCCUGCUGGAGGCCCCGGGUUUGGCGGCGGCGGCUUUGAAGCUGCGCCGUCGGUGCCUCCCAACCCUUUCACCGACUUUGCAACCUCUGGUGGUGAUAAGACUGCCGUGAUCUACGUGCGCAAUCUCCCCUGGUCUACCUGCAACGAGGACCUGGUUGAUCUCUUCACCACCAUCGGCAAGGUGGAGCGCGCCGAGAUCCAGUACGAACCCAACGGCCGCUCCCGGGGCACGGGCGUCGUGCAGUUUGACAAUGCCGAAACUGCCGAGACGGCAAUUGCCAAAUUCACCGGGUAUCAAUACGGUGGGCGUCCCCUGGGUAUCACCUUUGUCAAGUACCUAACCCAAGGGGCCGGCCCGGAUGCCAUGGAGGGCACCGAGCCCACGGGGGGGAUCACCCAGGACCAGAUCAUGUAA